AUGGCGCUUGCGAACAGGAUGAGCAUGAAGUCUGGCCUGGCUCGCACCACGGUCAGCCGCCGCUGCGUGGUGGUGCGCGCCGCGCUGGAGCUGAAGCCGCCGCCGUACGCCCUGGACGCCCUCGAGCCCCACCUGUCCAAGUCGACCCUGGAGUUCCACUGGGGCAAGCACCACCGCGCCUACGUCGACAACCUCAACAAGCAGAUCGCGGGCACUGACCUGGAGGGCAAGACCCUGGAGGACAUCGUGCUGGCCUCCUGGAACGGCGGCAGCCCCACCCCCGCCUUCAACAACGCCGCCCAGAUCUGGAACCACACCUUCUACUGGGAGAGCCUCAAGCCCAACGGCGGCGGCGCCCCCACCGGCAAGCUGGCUGACGCCAUCAACGCCUCGUUUGGGUCCUACGACGAGUUCAAGGUGAUUUUUCGUGCCACUCAGCACUGA
This is a messenger RNA of Monoraphidium neglectum, 444 nucleotides long. RefSeq names its product superoxide dismutase. NCBI's taxonomy places the organism in Eukaryota, Viridiplantae, Chlorophyta, Chlorophyceae, Sphaeropleales, Selenastraceae. Gene Ontology annotation, molecular function: superoxide dismutase activity; metal ion binding. The record is from RefSeq and is a predicted model, not a curated record. Gene Ontology annotation, biological process: superoxide metabolic process. Gene Ontology annotation, cellular component: chloroplast nucleoid. The coding region runs from base 1 to 444 and encodes 147 amino acids. The transcript has 5 exons.